AUGGCCGUCCGCAAACGCUGCCUCCUCUGGGACUGGACCAACACGCGAGACAUGCCCGACACGAUCGAGCAGCUCAACUUCUCGGGACCCUUCAGCUCCGUCGCGAACUGGAACCCGUGGGUCCCUCCGGAACUCAAAGGCCGGCUGCCCUACCGGCCGACGAUCCGCACACCCGCUCAGCUCGAGGGCAACGACUGGGCGAUGAUCGCCGACUACGAGCGCAACCGCCACGAGGUCGUGCACUACUUCAACGAGCCGGAGCGCAUCCCGGGCUGCACGCCCGAGCUCGCGGCCGACAAGUGGGCGACGCAGGUCGUGCCGCUGCUGCGCGCGACGCAGGGCCGCAAGCUGGUCGGCCCGGCCGUGGCGAGCGACGACGCCGGCCGCGCGUGGCUGCGGCGCUUCAUGGCGCUCGUCGCGGGCUGCGUGCCCGACUACCUCGGCGUGCACUACUACGGCACCGUCGCCGCGGAGGCUCGGGCGUACAUCACCAGCAUGCACGAGGAGUGGCCGUCGCUGCCGGUGGUCGUGUCCGAGGUGGCGAGCAUCAGCCGGUCAGGACCUGAGGUCGAAAAGUUCACUGCUGAGCUGGCCAACUGGCUGGAUGAGACGGAGUGGGUGUACGAGUACGCCUUCUUCGGCUGCAUGAACCAUUGCGCGGACGACUUCGUAAGUCCUGCAGCUCAGCUGAUGGACAAGGAUGGCAAAUUCACGCCUCUGAUGAAGAGGUUGAUGGACGAGCAGCCAAUGAAGGUUUGA
Phaeoacremonium minimum UCRPA7 is the source of this 759-nucleotide messenger RNA. Its product is annotated as putative glycosyl hydrolase 53 domain-containing protein. The transcript has a single exon. The coding region runs from base 1 to 759 and encodes 252 amino acids. Gene Ontology annotation, cellular component: fungal-type cell wall. Gene Ontology annotation, biological process: fungal-type cell wall polysaccharide metabolic process. NCBI's taxonomy places the organism in Eukaryota, Fungi, Ascomycota, Sordariomycetes, Togniniales, Togniniaceae. The record is from RefSeq and is a predicted model, not a curated record.